This is a messenger RNA of Delphinapterus leucas (beluga whale), 544 nucleotides long. RefSeq names its product solute carrier family 25 member 41 (gene SLC25A41). The record is from RefSeq and is a predicted model, not a curated record. Gene Ontology annotation, biological process: transmembrane transport. NCBI's taxonomy places the organism in Eukaryota, Metazoa, Chordata, Mammalia, Artiodactyla, Monodontidae.
CUGCUGGACUGCGCCAGGCAUAUCGUGGAGCAGGAGGGCACCCGCGUCCUUUACCGCGGCUACCUGAUGCUUGGCAUCAUUCCCUACACCUGCACCGACCUGGCUGUCUACGAGAUGCUCAGGUGCCUCUGGCUGAAAUCAGGCAGGGACAUGGAGGACCCCAGUGGCCUGGUCAGUCUGUCGUCCGUGACACUGUCCACAACCUGUGGCCAGAUGGCCAGUUACCCACUGACUUCGGUGCGCACCAGGAUGCAAGCCCAAGACACCGUGGAGGGUUCGAACCUCACCAUGUGUGGAGUCUUCCGGCAGAUCCUGGCCCAGCAGGGCUGCCCGGGGCUGUACCGAGGUAUGACCCCCCACUUACUGAAGGUGUUACCAGCAGGUGGCAUCAGCUACGUGGUGUACGAAGCCAUGAAGAAGACCCUGGGCGUUUAAGCAGUGAACUAGGCAUACCCUGGGCAGAAAUGGACAGGAGGAUCCAGUGUCCCCUGGCCCCAAAGAACCCUCCAGGCUUGGGACCCCGGGUGGUUUUUGUCAGAAGCAG